AAGUUACAAUCCUGACUUCUUGAAGAGGAUUUCGGCAGAAUCUACCCAGUAAGACGGUCAUCAUGCUCAACGAUGACCAGGUUUCGACAAGGACAAGACGUGGUUACACCGAGUGCGCCAGAACCUUGCAUGCGCCGAGCGGCUAUCGACCCAAUCAUGGAGAAAACGAUGAGUUAGAGACCCGCAGGACUUGGGUAUUAGUUUCGUCCCCGCCAACUCCCCAUCGUGUACCACCCACCACCAGAUCUUUGUACUACCCACCACAAGAUCUUGUACGACUUUGUGAUAGAUCAUGGCAGCGAACGGACGAUAUGCGAUCGGAUGGAUAUGCGCGGUGGCCACGGAAUUCGUUGCUGCGCGACUAGUCCUGGACGCGGAGCAUGGGCAGCCGCAGUAUCUUGCACCAUGCGAUACGAAUCAGUAUUGUCUCGGUAGCAUUGGUGAUCACAACGUCGUGAUUACCGUACUCCCGGAGGCUAGAUACAGACAUGGAACGUCAGCAGCUGCCACGGUAGUGACCAACAUGCUGAACAGCUUCCCAAAUGUACGGAUUGGUCUGGCAGUGGGCCUUGGCGUCGGAGCUUCCAAUGAGACGAAAGACAUACGACUGGGCGAUAUAGUGGUCAGCACUUCCCGCGCUGACGAGAAUGGCGACUUACACUAUGAUUGUGGCAAGUUCUUGCAGAACAAGCCUUUUGAGCGUGCACGCAUGCUACAUCGGUCGCCAACGGUGCUUCGCACAGCAAUCGCGGGCUUGCGAGCUGAUCAUGAGAUCAACGGGCACCUUAUCGAGGAAGUCAUUGAAGAUACCUUGACAAAAUACAGUAACUUGAGGAGAAAGUAUGGCAGGCCUUCAGAAGAAUCUGAGUCUCACCACAUUCGCCCCGACCACUGCACCGAAGGUUGCGCCUUGCCCACCGGGGACGGUUUCCUCACAAGUCCGGACCGCGAUGAGGAUGACCGGAUCAUGAUUCAUUAUGGUACCAUCAACUCAUCUAACCGCCUCAUGAGGGAUGCAAAGACAAGAGAUCGAGUAUCGACAGAGGAGAACAUCUUGUGUUUCGAGAAGGAAGCAGCACUGCUGAUGGAUCUCUUGCCCUGUGUCGCGAUAAGGGGUAUUUGCGGUUACUCGAACUCUCCCCCAAAUCAAGACUGGCAGAGGUAUGCGGCACUGGUCGCGGCAGCCUAUGCGAAGGAACUGUUGCUUGUGAUGGUGCCGAGGAGUGUGGAGGGCGAGGAUAGAGCACAGAGACAUUGACUCAUGCGCUUAUGCGUACACGAUGAGUCGAGAAUCGGGGAAUACUGUGGAUUACGGCAUGGAGUGGGAGCAAGAUAUAUAUCAUCGAAACUGUUACAAGACAAAUUAGGUGCAUAGCAAAGCAACCUUCGCCCUGACGAAAGAGUAGUCAGGGGAGGUGGCUUCUUGACUCUAUGGGGUAACAAGUGGACACCUG
Molecule: messenger RNA, 1454 nt
Organism: Emericellopsis atlantica
Lineage: Eukaryota; Fungi; Ascomycota; Sordariomycetes; Hypocreales; Bionectriaceae
Product: nucleoside phosphorylase domain-containing protein
Exons: 2
Coding region: 293-1258 (321 amino acids)
Biological process (GO): nucleoside metabolic process
Molecular function (GO): catalytic activity
Source: RefSeq, a predicted model, not a curated record